This is a messenger RNA of Paramuricea clavata, 1239 nucleotides long. Lineage: Eukaryota; Metazoa; Cnidaria; Anthozoa; Malacalcyonacea; Plexauridae. The record is from the annotation of a GenBank genome assembly.
AUGGAGAAGUUUUCGAUCAAAUCCAUCGUUCUAAAAUGGUAUUACUUUUGGUGCGUUGGGAGUGUGGUUGUCUACUCAGAAUUCAGUCAUCUAUACAUGAAACAACUUGGUUUAAGUCCACGGCAGAUUGGAUUUACAAAUCUUGUGGGAGUUCCGAGUCUAUUCAUACCAUUAUGUCUAUUCAUUGGCGACAAAUUUCGGGCACGAAAACUUUUGGUCACUAUUGGAUUGGUUUUUCUGGUCGUAUGUUAUUUUCUGCCGCUGCUUCCUUUAAUAUUUUCGUCGCCAGCGCCUUCUUGUUUAACAUCAAACAAGUCGAUAGCGUCGAGAUCUAAACAUUCUGUCAAUGGUUCAGUGCUUUCAAUAAAUUCUAGAUAUUUCUCUACAAAUAACUUCACCGACAAUGCUGACUCGGCGCGUCGAACCGAGAAAGAGACAAGUUAUUCUGAAAAUGUUUCCCGGGUUAGCAAAUUGUUUCUCCUAAUGGUUGUGUCCAAAUCAGCAUUUGAAUGUCCACAUCGAGUGGUCAUAGCUCUAGCAGAUGUGGUGACCAUUGCAUACCUUAAAGGGAAAAGAGCAAAUUACGGUGCAUAUUUUAUGUGGAGCCAUAUUGGUGGGGGUAUUUCGAUAUUCACUGUAGCUAUGUUGGCAUUGUUUAUCAGAAUUAACAUUUGUGGGACAGAAGCCUAUGGCUAUUUUACAGCGUAUAUCGUUGCAGGCUGUAUGGUGCUACUUUCUAUGCUUUCUCUGCCGUGGCUUCGGUAUGAAUACGACGAAAAUAAAACUAUUAACUGGUCACAAAUAAAAUCAGCAUUAUGCAAUGCUCAUUUCGCACUCAUGUUUUUCAUUCUUUAUUGUACUGGAAUUCUUGUAGCGUUUCAGAUAUUCUGGGAGUUAUGGUAUUUAGACGGAUUGUCUGCAAGUCCUUUAAUAGUGGGUAUAGCUGGGUUGGUUCGUCGACCAGUGCUGGCAGGUUGGAUGCUAUUGUCUUGCGAGUUGCUGAAAAGAAUUGGUGAGCUGAAGGCUAUAUGCGUCGCGUUGUUUCUGUUCGCUGUGUCCUUUUUGGCUUUGUCCUUCACACGGGUACCAUGGUUUGUGCUGGCUAUCGACAUAUUUCAAGCGGCUGCUUAUGGACUGGCAUUUUGUAGCUUCACAGUGCAUUUUUCAAAAGCAGGUUCAAAAGCAAAUUCAGGAGUUAUUCGCGGUAAGUCCUUCUUUAACUCAUUUCCACAUUCUUAA